AUGACCACAAUCAUGAUUGCAUAUAAACAUGAUUAUUGCAGCAAAAAAUCCAAUUCUCCAAAAAUCGAAAUCCAAAAUCCUAACAAUAAAUUAAAAAAUAAAUUUAAUCGAACUACACAAGAAACUGCCAUAAAAUCAGCUCUCAAAGUACUUUAUAAACUCAACCCACCUAGUAUACGAGCAGCCACAUCAAGUUUCAGUCUUUCAGAGACAACUCUAAGAUGUGUGUUUAAAACAAAAAGUGUACCUGACUGUUCCAGCCCUGCAACAGUCUUGAGCAGCUAUGAAGAAGAACAAUUGGUAGGUUAUUAUAUAAAUAUGCAAAGACUAGGAUUCGGUCUUACAAGGUCUGAGGUAAAUCACUGCGUGAUGAAUAUUGUAAAUAGUGAUAGCUUGCCUCAAGCCUUGUCAAAGACAUGUAUACAAAAAGCCAAUCCAACUAUUAUCAAAGAUCAUUUUGAUAAACUAAAUAAGAUAAUUCAAGAUAACUUACUUACCUCAGAUUGUAUCUGGAAUAUGGAUGAAACUGGUUUUGUUAUAGUUCCCAAAGUUGAAAAAGUUAUUACCAUUAAAGGCUCACACCAAAUUCAUAAGGUUGCUCAUAGAAAUUUGCAUGAUCACAUUUCAGUUGUACCAACAAUUUUGAUUGCUGGUGAUUAUAUUCUUCCAUUAAUUAUAUACAAAAGUGUUCAUGCAAUUCUAAGUUUGUUAUAUGGUGCUCUAUCUGGUAUGGUUAUAGGUUUUAGUGACUCAGGAUAUAUGCAUGAAAAACUCUUUCAAAUGUAUAUCAAACAUUUCAUAAGUUCUAUUACUCCUCAUUAUCCCAUCCUUUUAAUACUUGAUGGUCACAACAGUCACAUAAAUUAUAUAAGUGUUAAUUUUUGUCAUGAAAAUGGAAUUUUACUAUAUGCACUUCUAUCUUACAUGACCCAUAUUCUUCAGCUAUUUGAACUGCCUUUUGCUAUACUCAAAACUGAAUAUAGUAAAAAUUACGACCAGUUUUAUCAUGUAACUAGCAAGUUAGUAACUAAGUACACAUUCGCUAAAAUGUUUGGACCUGUAUUUAUUAAGACUUACACCCCUGCAACAAUAGCUAAUGCUUUCAGAGCUACAGGAAUUUGA
Molecule: messenger RNA, 1122 nt
Organism: Cetraspora pellucida
Lineage: Eukaryota; Fungi; Glomeromycota; Glomeromycetes; Diversisporales; Gigasporaceae
Source: the annotation of a GenBank genome assembly